AUGACUAGCCUGCCAAAGAUAGAAGGGGAUCUUCCCUCGAUCCCAAGUGCCCUAGAACCUCGCGAGUUAGGCCCGUCUGGACAGCACGAACAUCUUGAGGUCGACCACUCCCAGGACAACGACUCGGCAUACGAAUCUUCCAUCGCAACUGAUAGUACCUCGUUACGUUCCUCCAUAACCAACUAUCAGUAUGAGAAUGGCCGUAGAUAUCAUGCUUACCACGCAGGAGAAUACUUUCUCCCAAACGACGAGGCAGAACAGGACCGACUGGAUCUACAGCACCAUCUUUAUCGGCUGCUUUUGGGCGGUUCAUUGUAUGCUGCUCCAAUAAAAGGUCCUCAACGUGUCCUGGACAUUGGAACAGGAACUGGAAUCUGGGCAAUCGAAUUUGCCGACGAAUUUCCGGGGGCCCUGAUCAUCGGCACGGACCUGUCGCCCAUCCAACCGGGAUUUGUCCCGCCCAAUGUAAAGUUUUAUGUUGACGAUUUCGAGGCCCCAUGGGAAUUUGGCGAAGAGAAGAAGUUUGACUAUAUCCAUUGGCGCUCACUCUGCGGAAGCACAAACAAUUGGGAACGGGUAUACAGCCAGGCAUAUGAUAGCCUUGACCCCGGUGCAUGGCUGGAGGUCCAAGAAUAUGAUGCAUGGAUAUACAGUGAUGAUGACCCACACCUGAAAAAGGCACCAAACACACUUCAUUGGGUGACAAAAUUGAGUGAGGUCAGCGAACAAGUCGGCAAGCCGCUGAACAUCGCUCAAUCCCACAAAAAAUGGAUGGAAGAAGCUGGUUUUAUUGACGUCCAGGAAAAGGUUUUCAAAGUUCCUAUUGGCUCAUGGGCCCGCGACAAGCGACUCAAGGAGCUUGGCCGCUUCGAACGCCUUCACAUGAACGAAUCCGUUGAAGCUCACUCGAUGGCGUUUUUCACGCGCGGUCUUAACUACUCUGUCGAACAGGCAAAAGUGACAUUUGAAUUGGUCAAGAAAGAAUUUAAUGACAAAACUUUACACCUAUAUACGAUAUACCGGUUUAUAACCGGGAAGCGUCCGUGUUGA
Molecule: messenger RNA, 1050 nt
Organism: Ophidiomyces ophidiicola
Lineage: Eukaryota; Fungi; Ascomycota; Eurotiomycetes; Onygenales; Onygenaceae
Exons: 4
Coding region: 1-1050 (349 amino acids)
Molecular function (GO): methyltransferase activity
Source: RefSeq, a predicted model, not a curated record